Haliotis rufescens (red abalone) is the source of this 1757-nucleotide messenger RNA. RefSeq names its product FAS-associated death domain protein-like. The record is from RefSeq and is a predicted model, not a curated record. Gene Ontology annotation, biological process: signal transduction; regulation of apoptotic process. Lineage: Eukaryota; Metazoa; Mollusca; Gastropoda; Lepetellida; Haliotidae. Bases 168 to 773 code for a protein of 201 amino acids. Gene Ontology annotation, molecular function: protein binding. The transcript is spliced from 4 exons.
CACAAACAGGGCCUUAUCGAACGCGCUACGCUUAGAAAGGAGGUUCGGAGCCCAGAACGAUACCUCCGGAAGAACAAACCCGUGAACAUUAGGGAAGAUAGCUGGACACUUACAGUCGGGAUGAGACUCUAGAAAUUAGCAGAUUGGUAUCAGGAAGAAAAUUUGAAAUGGGUGACACCGAUCAGGAACAGCUGCGCUACAGGACGAUGAUCCUCAGUCUAAACAACAUGAUCAAGCCAGAAGAGGUUGUGUCGAUGAAAUUUUUGUGUCAAGAUUUCAUCAAAGCAGCCCAAAGAGACAAAAUAAAGGACUUUCUGGAAUUGAUAACUAUUUUGGAGGAAAGGAAGAAAGUAUCUUCAGAAAAGAUAGACUUUUUAACAUUUUUGUUAAAUAAUGCUACAAAGGGCCGAAGAGAUGUGUUUGAUGCAGUUCAUGAGUACCAGCCGCAGGAUGAAGUAAUGGACGCCACCCCUGAAUAUCCAGCACAGAGAGAUUAUUCCAAUCCAGAACUGAGGCAGCCAAUCGAUCUGCUAAAGCGGAAACUAGGACGAGACUGGCGGUUCUUUGUGAGGCAACUGGGGGUGGAUGAUGUCGAGAUUGACAAUCUAGCCGAUGCAUUUCCUCGGGAUGUGAAGGAACAAAUUCACAGAGCUAUCAAAAUUUAUUUGAAUGAAAAGAGAGAAAGGUCAUCCAAGCAAGAUCUUAUUGAUGCCUGUAAAAAGGUUCGAAGAAUGGACCUUGCAAGGAAACUGGAAGCUAAUGAAUAUAAUUAAUUUCAACCUGGGAAAACUGGUGAAACUGAACUGUAGACAAUGUCAUGUUCUCUCGCCAGUAGUGGAGUUCAAGCAACUCAUUUCUGAUAGAAUGGCAUGGAAUUGGAAUAUUUUUGGUUGCCUUUUUGUUACCCCUAAGAAGUGUACUGUUCACUUCAUUUGCCAACGGACGAAGUGAAGUUGUCAAAUUGUUUGUAUGUUAGCAUCAUUGUGAUGGAGUUUAUCACAACUUGGUGCAAUCAGACCAGCAUGUCUGAUUUUUUUACUAAAAAAUGAAGUUAAAUGGUCAGUGCUGCAUGUGAACAAUAAGGGUUAUGCCAAUUGUGGAUAUAAAUUACACCCUGUUGUUUCUGAGCAGCAUGGCAUCAGCUCCAAGGUCGUUUUGGAAUCAAGGUAGUAAGGAAAUUACACCAGGUCAUUUUAGGAAGCUGACAAAAAAAACCGCACAUCUUACAGUUAGAUUGGGUGGUCAAAGUUCUCUCCUGGUUCACCUGACACGACAUCUUAUGGUGGGGUUGUCACAUUGUCUCACUGGGAGGUGAGAUGUACUUUAUCAGAGUAAAAGAUCUGAUUUUAACAAGAUUUUGGAGCAACUUCAUCGCUUAAAAUGUGGAAUAUAUCUCAAAAGUGUCUUAUUUCAUGAAUAUCAGGUUUUGAUUUCACUCAAAGGAAAUAAUAUUGAGCAAAUAAAUACAUAUUUGACAGACAGUGAUAAUGUGGACAGUGAUUUAUGUUUAAGUUAAAGAGACGUCGGAUGAUUCUUUGAGAUAUAUUAUGUUCCAGUGGAUGAAAAUAACAUAAUUUAGGCACACAGCUAUGACAUUCUAAAGCUACCUAAGAUGGAAUCAAUGUGCAUGUUGUUACAAUCAAUAUGCGUCAUUUUAAAUUAGGUGAUUUAAGUGACGGCUAUCUGAACAUGUACUAAUGAGUAUUCAAAUAGAAUAUACAUUUGCAGUGUACACAAUAAAGCUAUAGGAAACAUCA